AUGGCUUCAAUCCGGCGAACUCUCUCGCCGGUGUAUCACGAUCGCCCGUACGAGAAUGGCGGUGCACCAUUCUCACCCUCUUCUAUGUCAUCCCCGUCUCAAAAGAGUAGCAGUAAACAUAGUUCCUCGCAAUUUCUCUCAUAUCUCGCCAAGCUUUCCGGAGCAACUUCUGACCUUAAAAGCUCGCGCAGAGGCGGAUGGCGGCGACCGUUUUACCAAUUCCUCGCUUUCUUUCUUCUCGGAUUUCUAUUAGGCAUGACACCGUACGGACAAAUGGAGGAUGUGAACGGUACCGAUCGCUUCUCCUUCGAGAUCAAACCGCCGCCGAACGUUGAAGAACGGAAAGAGAAUUCCGUAGAUGGGGUAAGUUUUGUGGCGGAGAGUGAAACUGGGAAGAAGGAGGAUUUCAAUAUUGUGCCGAGGAAGCUCGUAAUUGUGGUCACACCAACGUACAACCGAGCGAUGCAGGCGUAUUACUUGAACAGGGUUGCUCAAACGCUGAGGCUAGUGGAGCCGCCUGUGCUAUGGAUAGUGGUGGAGGGCAAUGCAGCGUCGUUUGAGACCUCGGAGAUUCUGAGGAAGACAGGUGUAAUGUACAGACACUUGGUUUGCAAGAGGAAUAUGACGAGUAUCAGGGACAGAGGAGUCCACCAGAGAAACACUGCCUUGGAACAUAUCGAGUUGCACAAGCUCGAUGGAAUUGUAUACUUCGCCGAUGAUGACAAUAUCUACACGCUUGAGCUCUUUCAAAGCCUAAGACAAAUCAGCCGAUUUGGAACAUGGCCUGUUGCGAUGCUGGCGCCAAGCAAAAACAAGGCCAUCCUAGAAGGUCCAGUAUGCAACGGAAGCCAAGUAAUUGGAUGGCACACAAAUGAAAAGAGUAAAAGACUACGUAGGUUUCAUGUUGAUAUGUCCGGCUUUGCUUUCAACAGCACUAUACUUUGGGACCCUAAAAGGUGGCGACGUCCCUUUACUCAUCCAACCCGCCAACUAGACAAUUUGAAGGAAGGCUUCCAAGAGACGACAUUUAUAGAGCAGGUUGUGGCAGAUGAAAGCGACAUGGAAGGUGUUCCACCAGAUUGCUCGAGGAUACUGAACUGGCAUCUUCACUUGGAUGCUCGGGAUGUCCCUUAUCCGCAAGGGUGGACGAUACAAAAGAAUCUGGAAGCUCUCAUAACUGUGAAAUAG
Messenger RNA from Microthlaspi erraticum, 1188 nucleotides. NCBI's taxonomy places the organism in Eukaryota, Viridiplantae, Streptophyta, Magnoliopsida, Brassicales, Brassicaceae. The record is from the annotation of a GenBank genome assembly.